Messenger RNA from Aspergillus melleus, 834 nucleotides. It is a transcript of the gene UBC6, whose product is annotated as ubiquitin-conjugating enzyme E2. Lineage: Eukaryota; Fungi; Ascomycota; Eurotiomycetes; Eurotiales; Aspergillaceae. The transcript is spliced from 3 exons. The coding region runs from base 1 to 834 and encodes 277 amino acids. The record is from RefSeq and is a predicted model, not a curated record.
AUGGCGACAAAGGCAGCCUUCAAGAGGCUCACUCGCGAGUACCAGAACAUCGAAAAGAACCCCCCGCCCUUCAUUGUGGCGCAUCCCUCAGAGUCGAACAUCCUCGAAUGGCAUUACAUCCUUACUGGUCCGCCCGGCACUCCGUACGAAAAUGGCCAGUAUUGGGGGACACUGAUGUUUCCCCCCGAAUAUCCCUUUGCCCCACCCGCGAUUCGUAUGCACACCCCAAGUGGCCGAUUCCAACCGUCGUCUCGGUUAUGUCUAAGCAUCAGCGACUUCCAUCCCAAGUCCUUCAAUCCGGCUUGGGAGGUUUCGACAAUUCUCAUCGGGUUACUCUCCUUUAUGACGAGCGAGGAAAUGACGACGGGUAGUGUCAGUGCAUCAGAAGCGGAACGAAGAGUAUUGGCAGCGAGAUCGAGAUGGUGGAAUUCUACUGGCGGAGGCUCUCAUGUCAAUGCUACGCCGGGCGUAACCCCUAGCGCCAAAGGAUUCAACAACGUCAAGGCCGGGGAUGGAGGCCUGAAAUUCCGCUCGGAAUGGCCAGAGCUGGACCAAGAAAACUGGAAGUGGAUGAAAGACAAUCGCAUUGAUACCAAUUCCGGUCAGCUGAUUCCCGAACCCGAUGCUGCCGCCACGAAAUGCUCGCCAGAAACCAGUGCUCUUCGCAGACGCCCCAACGGCAGUGCGCCCCGGCUCGGGGUCGUCAUGGAGGGUGGACAUGUGGCCCGAGAGGCAGGCCAGAGCUGGGCUCGGCGGAACAAAGUCUGGAUCGGUCUCGGGGUCUUAUUUGGGUAUGCUCUUCUCUCGCGACUCGUGAAUGAUGUUCAGGGUUGA